AUGGAGCUGUACUUGGAAAAGCUUCUGGACUCUGCGCGCCAACUCAACCAGCGACAGCCAGUACGUCCAUCGCUCGCGCUCUCCAAAUGGAAUUGUCAUCACGCCUUGGCCAAACUAUCUCGAGAGAGCCGCUGCGACGACGGCGACGAUAGGCGAGGAGCAUCGGUGCGCCCUGUGACAUCAGUCCAGAUGAAGUUUCACUCGAAGUUGUUGGCCACAAACCACAACGAAGACAAUGACACCGAUGACGACGACCCAUCCAUACGCCAGCACAUUCAACGGUACUCGCAACAUUACCAAGGCCUGGAAGCGUACGGGAAGACGGGCAUGACCAAGCUGCAGCAAAUCAUCGACACGGCAACGUCCGUGCAGCAAUCGUGUCGCGCGGCCAACGAUCAAGGCGUGACAAUUGGCGUCGCGGUGUUGAGUUCAAGCGGACGAGUGUACACAUCAUCGUCCAACGAUCUGUGUUUGGACACGUGUCCGGAGCGCUUGGCGUUCAUGAAGUUAGCAUCGGACGAGUCAGACUUCGUUGUGGAGGGAGCCGCCAUCAGCUCAUCGGAUGGGCUUUUCACGCCGUAUCCGUGUGGGUCCUGUCGGGAGUUCCUCAGUCAGUUUGGGGACUUUCCGCUCUACUUGAUCCGUGCCACGAUGGAAUUUGACCAAACGACAGCGUACGCCUUGUUUCCAAGAGGCCAUGUCAGUGCUCUUCCUGGCGCAGCGACGGCGAGCGUGACCCAUCGAGUCAGGCAAAAGGAGGUGCUCAAACCGCGACAUUUGCUUCACACCAAGGACUGGACCGUCGCUCAUGCAAUCGACUGGCUCGUCGAAGACGUCGGCCUGCCCGAGUAUGCCACAACGUUUGACGCCCACCAAGUCGAUGGAGCAACUCUGUCGUACUUGGAAGAGAGUGACUUGCAGUAUUUAUUGCACGUGCAGCACCCGCUGCAUCGAAAACGCAUGGCGCUUUGCCUCCAUCGACUGCGAGACCAAGAUGGCGUCCAUGGCGGCGUCGAGUACGGACAGCUAAAGGAUUACUUGGCAGUCCUGGACAAAGAUCGGAUCGAGGUCGUCGUAAAGCUCAAGGAGGCAUUUGACCAAGUUGACACCAACCGCAAUGGCGUGUUGGAUUUUUCCGAGAUCAAGCAAGCGUUAGCGGCAAUGCACUACGACUCGUCUGCGUCCGCGGUCGAGACGUGGAUUCAGAGCCGAAGCAACAGCACGACGGUGUCGUUUCCUGAGUUUGCGUUGGCGUUUUGCCAUGCGUGGACAGCCAACACACGGACGCUGCCUGUUCCAAAAGUGGACCUCAAGAGUGUCCGAGCGGCAUUUGAUCGGAUGGACACCAACGGAAACGGGACGUUGGACAAGGCGGAAGUCGCGCAAGCACUGUCUGCUCUUGGUCAAGCUAAUGCGGACGACGAGGCGGCCAAGUGGUUUGACCAAGUUGAUGCAGACGGGUCCAACUCGCUCAGCUUUUCCGAAUUCCUUGUCCGAUAUGCCGAGCUCCAGUUUAGUUUGGCACCCCUGCAGUCGUGCUUCGACGCGAUCACCGGUGGUGGCGACCACGUCAACGUGGUGGCCUUGCCUCAAAUGUUUCGAUCGCUUCAAGUGCUGUACGAUCGACCCAAGCUGGACAAGUGGACGGACGCGCGUCUAGACAACUCGCCGUCCGAGCAGCUCUCGUUUGCUGACUUUUGCUUGGCGUAUUUUUUGUUUGUCCAGGCGCCAGCGCCGGUGGAGAGUGACGAAGAACGGCAUCGUCAUCGCAUUGUCCAGCUCCAACAAUCGGGCCACGUUCGCUUGUGCACAAGGCCAUCAUCGUCAACCGUUCGAGCAGCGGCAUCGCGACCGAAACAGCGUCGCGGGAACCACGAUGACGAGACGAAAUCCAACGACUCGGACGAUGACGACGAUGGCAAGCACGACGAAGGCGACGAGAAAGACGACGAGUUUGCCGCUGUCCACAAGAUGUUUCACCGGUUUCACGAGUCCAGCCUGACGACACUGGAAGCCAUGCAGGCCAUCACGGAACUCGGCGUCGUUGUCCCCAGAGCUCAAAUGCUCCAAUACUUCACGUCGCAAGGUUUUGGUACAAAGCGCGAGAUCGAAUAUGAAGACCUUGUCCGAGCAUACCGCAAGCUCCAACAUGCCAAACCGACCCCCAUCCCACGAAACAAAGGGUCCGUGGCAGCGCACACGUCCAGAAUGAACGCAAUCAAGGCGUUGCUCGAAGGGCAAUUUGGCAUUCCGUACACGCAGCAAGAUUUUGCCCGUGAGGAGCGCAAGGUGGAGAACGACGACGACAGCUCCUUGAUGAGCCAGCGGGAAUGGAUGCAAGAGAUGCAGACAUGGGUGUCCAAACGCCGGCGACGGCGGCAGGCGGUACGUCGCGACGAGGCGAAGGACGACGAUAGCGAAAGCAGUCGAAGCAACAGCUGCAGUCCAACCAAACCAGCCCCAUUCGGAAGAUUUCAAGUGGGGGAUCGAGUGGUCGACAAGACGCGCAGCAUGGGCCCAGGCACGAUCAUCCGAAUGAGUGGUGCGUAUCAAGUGUGUACGGUCCACUUCGAUUCCGGCAUCAAGAGGCACAACGUGGCGAUGGCGAGUUUGCGGCGGUUCCGGCCCGCGCCCCUGGCUGCCUUCCGCGUCAAGAUGGAUCCGUUUCAAGUCGAUGCGCAUGUUCAAGUGUUGUACAAAGGAACAAAGGCCAUUCGCCGCGGACGAGUGAAGCGCGUGCGCGACAACGACGAGUACGACGUCGUGUACAGCGACGGCGAGGUGGAGAAGCACGUGGCUCAAAAACACAUGAGUCGCGUCGCCGGUGGCAAACAGGAGGCGUGGAAAGAAGGCAUGCAAGUGGAAGCUCGGGGCGGGGACAGCGCGACGUAUUACCGCGGAGAAAUCGUGCGGUGCCGUACCAACGACACGUUCGACAUCAAGUUCAAAAACGGCGCCGAGGAGGACAAAGUUCCCCGCAAGUGGAUUCGACCGUACUCAAAGGCCCUGAAAAAUGGCACGUCGCCAACGCACAAACAUGAGGUCCCAUUUCAAGUCCUGGAUGUGGUCGAGGCGCGCUUCGGUGGCAAGGCCCAUGGCGCGUACUUUCGCGGCCAAAUAGCGAAAUGCCGCGGCGGCGGCACGUACGACAUAACCUACGACGACGGCGACGUUGAGAAGGAAGUGAGUGCCGACAGCAUCCGCUUUGUAUCCCUCGAAGCUGUCGCACGUGGCCAAGCGGUGGAAGCAAGGUUUGGCGGAAACGACAAAUUUUACCCUGGCACGAUCGCGCGAGUCCAUGGCGACGGGUCAGUCGACAUUGAGUAUGCCGAUGGAGACCGAGAAACCAGAGUGCCGUCGCGAUACGUGCGCGUGUCCGCGUCCAAAGCGAAGACGCAGCCGUCGUUUGAAGCGGGCGACGCCGUCGAGGCUCGUUUUGGCGGACAGGACAAGUACUUUCCAGGCAAGAUCGCCCGAGUGCAUAGCGAUGGGACGGUCGAUAUCCAUUACGCUGAUGGCGACAAGGAAUCUCGUGUUAUUGCCAGUCUCGUGCGGCCGUCGAAGAAAACUACGGACGCCACGACCUAUGACGAUGAUGACUUUGAGUGA
Molecule: messenger RNA, 3609 nt
Organism: Aphanomyces invadans
Lineage: Eukaryota; Oomycota; Saprolegniomycetes; Saprolegniales; Verrucalvaceae
Exons: 21
Coding region: 1-3609 (1202 amino acids)
Molecular function (GO): calcium ion binding; protein binding; catalytic activity
Source: RefSeq, a predicted model, not a curated record